Molecule: messenger RNA, 7065 nt
Organism: Notolabrus celidotus (New Zealand spotty)
Lineage: Eukaryota; Metazoa; Chordata; Actinopteri; Labriformes; Labridae
Product: rootletin-like
Exons: 37
Coding region: 224-6280 (2018 amino acids)
Source: RefSeq, a predicted model, not a curated record
CCUGCACCGGAGGAGGAGGAGGAGGCGACCGGACGGCCACACUCCGCUCCCCUGCGACUGAACUUUAGGGUCUUCAAAAGCAACACUCAGGAAGCCCGGCCAGACUGUGAAUUGUACUUUGUUGUCGCUUAAGAAAAUAGGACAUUUCAGCGUCUGGAAACGUCGCGUCUCAUCAGGGUUAAUCCCAUCCGCUGGAGGGUUUUAAAUAUCUUCUUCCACCGCGAUGAGCGCUGAAAACUCAGACACCGACUCCAACAAGCUGGAGUCAGUGAUACAGAGACUGGAGGAGAGUGUUUUAUCUGAGGAGAAGAGGCUGACAGUCCGGGGCCCUUCACCAGAUGCCCCCCCUACAUGUAUACCAGCAAGAGUACGAGAGAUUGUCACAAAGAACCUCAACGACAGCGCUGGAGCCAUGUCCUCGGUCAUGUCCAUCCAGGAGGAGAACCGGGUGCUGCAGGGAGAGCUGUCUAGGCUGGAGGACCUGCUGGCGCAUAGCCGAGCGGACCGGGAUGAGCUCGCCAUCAAGUACGGUGCAAUUAGUGAGAGGCUGGAGACAGCACUACGUUUUGAGACAGGUGACGGAGACCAUGAUUCACCUGAGUCCCGCAGCCUGGCGCAGCAGAAUGUGGAUUUACGGCGGCGGCUGGAUGAGGAACAGGCGGCCUACAAGCGAAAACUCACUGCCUACCAGGAGGGUCAGCAGAGGCAGGCACAGCUUGUCCAGAAGUUACAGGCCAAGGUGCUUCAAUAUAAAAAACGGUGUGGGGAUCUGGAGCAGAUGCUGCAGGAUAAGUCUUCAGAGCUGGAAAAACAAAGGCCGAGGAGUGAAACAUCAAACGGGAGCAAUCAAGAUGAAUCAUGCAGCAACCUUGAAGAUUCUUUAAUUCGUCUGGAGGAAGAACAACAAAGAAGUAGCAGUCUCUCUGCGGUGAAUGCCAUGCUGAGGGAGCAGUUGGAGCAGGCCGGCUUGGCCAAUGAGGCUCUCAGCCAGGACAUUCGCAGGCUCACUGCUGAUUGGACCAAAGCCAGAGAGGAACUGGAACAAAAGGAGUCUGACUGGAGGAGAGAAGAGGAGUCUUUCCACAGUUAUUUUAGCAGAGAGCAUAGCCGGCUGCUGACGCUGUGGCGACAGGUGGUCGGGUUUCGGAGACAUAUCUGUGAACUAAAGAGCGCCACUGAAAGGGACUUGUCAGACAUGCGUAACGAACUGUCUCGGGCGUCACACACCGCUCAGGUGUCCUGCGCUGAUGUGUCUGCCAUGCUGAGCAGCCGGGAGGGUGGAGCAGCUCUGGCCCUGGAUCGGGAGAAGGCUCUGCGAGUUCAGCUGGAGGAGCAGCUGAGAGAACGCUUGUCAGAGAUGAUGAAUUUUCAGACCAGGACAGACUCAGAGAGAAGUGAGCUCAACGUCAGGUUGUCGGAUUCGGUGCGAGAGGGGGAGAGACUGAAGGGCCUAAUUGAAGAGAGAGACCAAGAAAUGAUGGUGCUGAUGAGGAGGCUGGAGGAGCAGAAAGGUAAUAAUAAUUCUGACGUGCAAGUGCUGAGAGCUCACACUGAGACACUGUGUGACACCCUACGAGACAUUGCUCAGACGGUUUGCUCAGAUGGAGAGUCAUCAUCCGAGGCAGACCAAGACAACACCAGCUCUGCUCUGAUGUCGUUGAUCCGCGGCUCCUCCUCUUGCCGCUCCCCCUCUCCUCGCAGGUCCACCUCCCCUACUCGGCCCUCCUCCUCGCUGGCUCCCAUUUCUGAAGCAGCACUGUCUGCCCUGCGCUCUGCAGUCACAAACAAGACUGUCCAGCUGCAGGAUGUUCGAGGCCGUCUGCUUUCCAACCAGUCUUCAUUGCAACAGCUUCGUAAACAGCUGUCAGAGACUGAGUUGGUCAAAAAAGAUGCAGAACAACGUAACCAAGCUCUGCAGAGAGAGAGGGAUGCAGCACAGAGAGAGAGGGAUACCACACAGAGAGAGAAGGAACGUUUGAAGCAGGAGAGAGACACCCUGGCCAGUGAGAAGGCGAGCUUGGAGAAGGGUGCGCAGGCCGCUCAGAGCAGCUGUCGGGCCCUGCAGAUGGACUGUGAGAAGCUUCAGCUGACUGCGGCGUUCACACAGCGUGAGCGAGAUCACGAGAGGGAGGAGAAGGAAGCGGCCAUUCAGGAGCGAGACCGGGCCAAGGCAGAGACUCAGAGGAUUCAGAAGCAGUGGGAUCAGAGCGAGAACCGAGCCUCUGCCCAGCGUGGAGAGUUGUCUGCAGUGAGGGAGACUCACCAGCAGGGAGAGGUGGAGAGGCAGCUGCUUGAGGGAGAGAAAGCCCAACUCUCUGAAGCUCUCGCUCGGGUUGAAAGCAGUAACGCUGAGCUCUCCCUGCUGCUGAACAAAAUGCAGUCUGAGGAUGCAGCUCUCAGAGAUUCUCUGGCUAAGAUGGGAAGCAUGAACGAGGGCCUGGUCCAGGACAAAGCUGACCUGAACACCUACAUCCACCAGCUGGAGGAAGAGAAGGCCCUUCUGCAAAUUCAAAGACGAGAAGCGGAGCAGGAGAAGUUGACCCUCAGGGAUGAGCUGGUCCGGUUGGAGCAGGAACGGCUGGAGCUGGACUCAACCCGUAUCUCACUGCACAAUACACUGCAGGACUCUGAGCAGAGCAGGACCGGGAUGGAGGAAGAGCUGCUGGGUCUCAGGGCCGAGAGAAUGAAGAUGCAGGAGCAAGUCACACAACUUUGUGCUGAGGUGACCUCUCUGGGAUCAGAGUUGAAUUUUGCCCGAGAAGAGGGCCAGCGGAGUGAGGUGGCUUUAGAGGAAGCCGGCCGCAGUCGUGCAGAACUGGCUCGAGACAAAGCAGCACUGGUGGUCCAGCUGACGGCGUCAGAGAGGGAAAACACAGUGAUGUCAGAGGAGCUGGCAGCUUUCAGGUCAGAGAGGGAGUCCCUGGAGACCAGCCUGUUUGAGGUGCAGCAGCAGCUUAUUCAAGUGGAGUCUCGUAGAGAGCAGCUGGAGAUGGAGAACCAAAACCUUAGAGUCCGCUGUGAGACUUCAGCAGCUGAACUGCGGCGAGUUCGUUCAGAUGAGGAGAAUCUUUUGGCCCAGGCUGAGAGGGAGAAACACGCUCUGACUCAGAGUCUAAAUGCUGCACAGCUGGAGGCCCAACAGGCUUUACGCAAGACCAUCUCCGAACAUCAGGAGGAGGUGGAGCGGCUGGUCUCAGAAAAGGAUACCUUGCAGCGCAGUCUGCUGAUGGAGCAUGAGGCCACUCUGAAGAAGCUCAGGCAGGAGGCGGAGGAGCAGCUCCACAGAGCGGAGAGAGAAAGAGAAGAGCUGCAGGAUGAACUGAGGAGCCUCCAGCAUGACAGAGAUCAGAGUCUGCUGCAGGCAGAGACCGAGAAACAACAGGCCCUCUCCCUGAGGGAGGCAGAGAAAGCACUGUUGUGUGACAGGGUGUCAUCUCUGCAGGCUGAGCUUUCAGCUGCAGUCAUGGAGGUUGAGCAGAUGUCAAGAGAAGCAGCACAUUACAAAGAGCAGGAGCAGAUCAGAGUUGAUGCUCUGUCCAGCGAGCUACAGGAGCUUCGCUCUCAGCUGGAGGAUGCAGCUUCUCUUCAAGAGAGGGAACUCCAGACUUCACAGCAGAGCUGUGCUGAUCUUCAGUCGCGUGCUGAUGUCGCUCUAAAAGAGCUGGACCAGUGCAGAGCUUCUCUCUCUGCUAGUGAGGAAAGUCGAGACCAGCUCAAGCGGGAUGUGUUGGACAUGGAGCGACGUCUGAACCAAGCUCAGGAAGCAGCAGAAAAGUCCAGAAGAGAGGGGGCAGACCUGCGACGCAGCGUGGGCGACGUCACCAAAGAGAGAGAAGCUUUCAGCCAAUCAAACUGCCAGUUGAGAGACAGUCUGCGAAGUGCAGAGUCAGAGAGGAUCAGUUUGAAACGACAGUGUGAGGAGAAGGAGCAGAGGCUGGCUGUGCUGGAGGAGAAUUUCUCAUCUGCUCAGAAGGAAGGGAUUGAGCUGCGAAGCUGUCUGAGGGAAGUUGAAAGGUCAAGACUGGAAGCUCGACGUGAACUCCAGGAACUCCGCAGACAGCUGAAGGUUCUGGAUGGAGAGAAGGAUCAGAAAGAGAUGGAGGCUGCAGAACUACUGGCUCGCCUGACACUGGAGGAGCAGAAAGAGGAGGAGAGAGGGAAAGAUGUUAUCGGUAUUAAACAAAAGUUAAACAAAGCUGAAACAGCUCGAGACUCCCUCAAGAGAGAGCUUUCAAUGACAGUGAAGCGUCUGGAGGAGUCCGAGCUGGGCUGGCGCUGCUGUGAGAAAGAACUGAGUGCUCAGCUGCAGGAGGCGCGUGGCUGUGAGAAGAAGCUGCAGGAUGAGGCCAAGAACCUGGCACUGCGCGCUCAGGCAGCUCAGGACUCUGCUGCUCAGUGCAGCCUGCAGCUGAGUGAGGCUCAGGGGCGCCUGGCUGCCACAGAGGCUGAGCUUAACCGGUCUGAGGCCGGGAGGAGGGACCUCGAGUUUCGCCUCGGCAGCAUUCAGUCAGCGCUGACACGGACGCUGGGCAUCGGAGCAAGCGGGAGAGGAGGCAGGGGGAGGAGCCCAGGAGCAAGCUCUGCAUCGCCGUGCACUUUAUCACGCCACCAGAGCAUCUCACCCCUGCGUGCAUCAUUGUCCCCCCCUAAAGAUCUUAGAGUGAGCACCCCUGACGUCACUUUAGGCUCAGUGUCUCCCGAAAGAGGGGACACACCGCUGCCUCUCCCUCAGCCUGAGCUGGACCCUGACACACUGCGGAGUGACCUGAGAGACUUCCUGCAGGAGCUGCGUGAGGCACAGAGGGAUCGGGAUGAUACUCGACGGCAGCUGGGGGGCUUGCAGAGGGAGCUGGAAGAGCUGAUGGAUGAUCGAGACACGGCUCAGAGUCGCCUCGCUACGCUGCAAAAUGUCUUACAGGAAAACCAAGAAGAAAAGCGAGGACUGGAUGAGCGUCUGAACACCACACUGAUUAUGCUCCAGCAGCAGGAGGAGGCAGUGAGGAGAGGAGACAGAGAGAGGAGGACUCUGACCGACAGGGUGAAGGAUUUAGAGCGAGCGCUGCAGACCGCUGAGACGGAUAAAAAAAACACACAGGAGCAGUUAAAUAAGCAGCGCGCUGCAGAGAUGCGUCUGGAGGCAGAGAGGAAACGUCUGCGGGAGGCGCUGGAGGCAGCUGAAGCCCGGGCCACCAGGGUGGAGCUGGGGAGGCGCAGUCUGGAGGGGGAGCUGCAGAGACUCAAAUUGAGUCUUGGCGACAGGGAGGCUGAGAGCCAGACCUCCCAGGAGCGCCACGACUCUCUGCUGAAAAAGGUGGCAGAAGGAGAGGCCCGUGUGUCUCUGCUACAGAGAGAGGUGGAGAGGCUAAGCCAGGCUCUGCUCAAAGCUCAGGAAGGUGAAAAUUCACUCAAAGAGAAGACCUCUGUCCUGAAAAAGAGCCUCCAGGAGGCAGCGACCGCUCACAGCAGCACACAGAGUCGUCUGGCCGCUCUGCAGAAUACGCUGAGUGUGGCUGAACAGGACAAACGCUUUCUACAGGAAAAAACGGAAGAAACCCGGUCUUCGGUAACAGAGGGGAAGAGAAACAUCUCCGCUCUCACUGAACAUGUGCAGAGCUUGCAGAGUGAGCUGAGCCAGAGUGAGCUGAGAAGAGAGGAACAAGAGACUGAGCUCAACAACUUUCAAGAGGCUCUUCGUCAGCGCUCAGCCAGCCUCGCAGAGGCUCAGCGCAGUGCUCAGUCCGCUCAGACAGAGCGGGCUGCUGUGGAGGAGCGACUGCGUGGGCUGCAACGUGCUGUCGCCAUGCUGGAGGCUGAGAAAAAAGAUGCAGAAAGACAGGCAGUGAGGCUGGAAAAAGACAAAAACGCUCUGAGGAAUACACUGGAUAAGGUCGAACGUCAGAAGCUGAAGACGGAGGAGGGCAGCAUGCGGCUGUCUGCAGAGAAAAGCCGCCUGGAUCGCUCUCUGAACACCAGCGAGCAGGAGCUGCAGGAAUCACAGCAACAGAUACUGAUGCUGCAGACUCAGCUGGCUGAGAUGGAGCAGUCCAACAAUCUUUGUGAGAGUUUGGUGAAGCAGCGUGACGAGGCCCAGCGGGAGUCAGAGAGACUGAGGAGCAGCUACAGGGACAUGGAGCGAACACUAGGCACCAGAGAGCGCGCUCACCGACACAGAGUCAAAGGCCUGGAGGAGCAGGUGUCCACUCUGAAGGAGCAGCUGCAACAAGAGAUGAAACGGAGGCAACCUUCUCUUCCAUCCACCUUGUUGUCAACAGGAAACUGAGAAGCAACUGACAACCAGAAGCACCAGCACUCAAUGCAUGUCGAAUCCAGAGAGAACAUCUUAUUGUGAAUGUGUGAAAGCAAUAUUUACUUAUAGAAACAUUCCUAACAGAUCAUACUCUUAACUCUGCUGUUUAAAAUGUGACUCGUUCUUUAAAAUUGACCGCACAGUUAUUUUAAAAGUGUUCAAUGUUUUGUAUGAUGAAGAAAUGUUCAUGCGGUACAUCAGUGACAAGGGCGAAGGAGCAGAUUGAUCUUAUCCAGCAGCUGUACUGGGAACACCAGCAGCCUGUUGAUUACUGGCAGCCAGCUGUACUUGAUCCUGGCCCACAAUUUUCUCAGACUUCCUGCUUUUACUCAAGAACAACCCCAAAUAACCGCAGGAUUCCCCGUGAAGACAGAAACUGGAUGCAGUGCAGGAACAAAAAUCUGCUGGUAGUGCAGUUUGGCCUUGAUUUGCCCUAAUCUUAUGCUAACAUUUGAGGACACUAGAGGAGAAAAUAAGGUCUUCUCUGUUUGUUGGUGCUAGAAAACACUAGACUGAGUAUAAUGAAGGAGCUGCACUGUCCUAACCCAGAUGCAGAUUUUACUGAUUGUGGCAUACUAGCACUGAAGAAUGAAUAUAGUAUAUCUUUUAAUAGUUAAUGCUAGUUUCCUAGGUGUAUAUACUUUUUACUUUAUAUAAACUGACAGACUGACAAUUAAUUACAGCAAUAUGACUUGUAUGGACAAAACACAUGGAAGCCACAUGUCUGCAGAAGAAUAAACUCACUGUGUGCACCAUAA